This is a messenger RNA of Anopheles coustani, 819 nucleotides long. It is a transcript of the gene Rsph9, whose product is annotated as radial spoke head protein 9 homolog. NCBI's taxonomy places the organism in Eukaryota, Metazoa, Arthropoda, Insecta, Diptera, Culicidae. Gene Ontology annotation, cellular component: axoneme. Gene Ontology annotation, biological process: motile cilium assembly; axoneme assembly; cilium movement involved in cell motility. The transcript has a single exon. Bases 1 to 819 code for a protein of 272 amino acids. The record is from RefSeq and is a predicted model, not a curated record.
AUGGAAAUUUCCCAGUUCUCGGAAUCUGUGCCUUACCUGGCGAACUUUUUCCGCACCAUCCCGAAACCGACGCAGCUGAAGUUAGCACAUUCGCUGCUUCUACUCAAGAACAGCCAGCGCCUUCGCACGCUGUUCUACCUUGGCCGCCUGGAGGCCCAUUCGAACGCCUACCAUCUCGCCUUCGGCUCACCGGAAGAGGAUCUAUUUCGGGAGCAAAAGUUUUUCUUCAGCCAGAAUGGCACCGUGUGGUAUCUGCUGCUGGAACCAGCCGUCUGGAGCGAAGACUGGGGACGCCUUCACCAGGAGUUCACGGGUAAUUUAGGUUACAUCGUGAAAUACCGACCCGAGCGAGACGGAUCGACCGGCAGCGUGAAGGUGCGCGAACAGGAUCGUCUCUGGUACGUGGUCCAUGCGAUCCUGCGGGAGGCAGCAUUCGUUCCUCGAGGUGCCAUGCGUUGGUCGACGGGUGGGGAGGCCGUUUUGAAUCCGUUUUUCCGCGGGCUGAGCGAGUCCGAACUGUGUGCGCUGAGCAAUUAUCAGCACUUCCGGCAGCCGGAGCGUGCGGCCGAGGAAAAUUUGCGUGGCCGAGCGGAGUGUGACCUGCCGCUGGACGUGUUCGAUCGGCCGGAGGUGGACGUGCUGCCGGAAGGGAAAAGUUUUGCCCUACGAGUGGACGAUACCGGUACGAUUGCAACGUGGAGCUCGCUGUACUGGAUCGGGCUGGUCAAUUAUCAUCGGGCGGACCGGAACGUGUACGGGUUUUUCUACGCCGGCGAUGGAAGGAAAAAUUGGGACCUUCCGUUCAUGGUUGAUUUGUAA